AUAUACCAUGAAAUAUUCCAAAACAUAAUAUCCAAACACUAAACCAAUCUCCUAACAACAACAAAAAAUGCAGGGAGCUUUGUCUAUCAAACCAACCAUUCUUCCUCUUUCUUCACCACUUUUUUCUCCAAAGCUAACUCUUCUUCUUCCUCAGACCAUCACCAACACUAAAGCUUCAAGACUCUCAUCUCUGAGACCAAACACAUCAUCUCCUACAACCUCUGAUCCUCUCACCGUUGACUAUGACUCCCUCCUUUCUGUUUUCCCAGCCGAAGCAUGUGAAGUGAUCAGCGGAUAUGCAUGUUCAGCUGACAUUUCCCCUGAAGUCAAGCUUGAAACAAAGCCCAUCUCCCGUCCCGUGACUUCAGAGAACGUAGACCGAGAAUACCUAGAGUAUAACACCCCGAAAACGGUUUUCGUUGCAGAGGCAUGCGAUGAACUUCGAGGAGAGUUCUGCGAACCUGACUAUCAAAAAGAUGUCUACUAGAA
This is a messenger RNA of Brassica rapa (field mustard), 489 nucleotides long. RefSeq names its product light-regulated protein 1, chloroplastic. NCBI's taxonomy places the organism in Eukaryota, Viridiplantae, Streptophyta, Magnoliopsida, Brassicales, Brassicaceae. The record is from RefSeq and is a predicted model, not a curated record. Gene Ontology annotation, cellular component: chloroplast.